Molecule: messenger RNA, 381 nt
Organism: Penicillium mononematosum
Lineage: Eukaryota; Fungi; Ascomycota; Eurotiomycetes; Eurotiales; Aspergillaceae
Exons: 2
Coding region: 1-381 (126 amino acids)
Source: RefSeq, a predicted model, not a curated record
AUGCGCAAUACCGCGGACUGUGCUCGCGUUUCUCCCGCAGCUGACCAUUUUUCUCAGCGCGGUGAUGGCCUUUUUGUAAGUAGGAAGAAGUUGAGAGGAUGGAUCCUUCUGGGGUUGAUACUGACCAUUGUCUACAGUCGUCUGCCCCCUGAAGUUUACCAGGGCAGGGGCCCUGCUGAAACCGCCCAGAGAGUUUGGGCGUGGAACCAGACCCAUCCCCUCGCAUGCGGCAGCCGGCAUUUCCUUUAUUCAUCCAGCAUGGCCCCGGUAGCCAAUAUUCGUCCGCCACAAUCGUUGGAGCAGGCCGCCUCUGAAAUGUCUGCUACACCCGAGACCUACGAUUCCGGCGGGUUUGACAGCGACGACAUCUUGGUUCACUGA